AAACGAAUUUCGGCGUAUUCUUCAACUAGCUACCACGAAAGUACGUGGUGCGUGCGGAGCAAAAAAAUUUAUAGUGUUAAGUAAUUUAAUAGUUUACAUUCAACAAAAUGAGGGAAAUCGUGCACAUUCAAGCUGGACAGUGCGGCAACCAGAUCGGCGCUAAGUUCUGGGAGAUCAUCUCAGACGAGCACGGCAUCGACCCCACCGGCGCCUACCAUGGCGACUCGGACCUGCAGUUGGAGCGCAUCAACGUGUACUACAAUGAGGCCUCCGGCGGCAAGUACGUGCCCCGCGCCAUCCUGGUGGACUUGGAGCCCGGCACCAUGGACUCUGUCCGCUCUGGACCUUUCGGACAGAUCUUCCGCCCCGACAACUUCGUGUUCGGACAGUCUGGCGCCGGCAACAACUGGGCCAAGGGUCACUACACUGAGGGCGCCGAGCUCGUAGAUUCAGUCCUAGACGUCGUACGAAAAGAAUCAGAAUCCUGCGACUGCCUCCAAGGCUUCCAACUCACACACUCGCUCGGCGGCGGCACCGGAUCCGGUAUGGGCACACUCCUCAUUUCAAAAAUCAGAGAAGAGUACCCCGACAGAAUAAUGAACACAUAUUCAGUUGUACCUUCGCCUAAGGUGUCAGAUACAGUAGUAGAACCUUACAACGCCACACUAUCAGUCCACCAGCUAGUCGAAAACACAGACGAAACCUACUGCAUCGACAACGAGGCUCUCUACGACAUCUGCUUCCGCACGCUCAAACUAUCCACCCCCACGUACGGCGACCUCAACCAUCUCGUGUCGCUCACCAUGUCCGGCGUCACCACGUGUCUGCGGUUCCCCGGUCAACUGAACGCCGACCUUCGCAAACUGGCCGUGAACAUGGUACCCUUCCCGCGUCUGCACUUCUUCAUGCCCGGGUUCGCGCCGCUCACGUCCCGCGGCAGCCAGCAGUACCGCGCGCUGACCGUGCCCGAGCUGACGCAGCAGAUGUUCGACGCCAAGAACAUGAUGGCGGCGUGCGACCCGCGCCACGGCCGCUACCUCACCGUGGCCGCCAUCUUCCGCGGCCGCAUGUCCAUGAAGGAAGUCGACGAGCAGAUGCUCAACAUCCAGAACAAGAACUCUUCCUACUUCGUGGAAUGGAUCCCCAACAACGUGAAGACCGCCGUGUGCGACAUCCCGCCCCGCGGUCUCAAGAUGGCCGCCACCUUCAUCGGCAACUCCACCGCCAUCCAGGAGCUGUUCAAGCGCAUCUCGGAGCAGUUCACGGCUAUGUUCAGGCGCAAGGCUUUCUUGCAUUGGUACACUGGGGAAGGAAUGGACGAGAUGGAGUUCACCGAGGCCGAGAGCAACAUGAACGACCUGGUGUCGGAGUACCAGCAGUACCAGGAGGCCACCGCCGACGAGGACGCAGAGUUCGACGAGGAGCAGGAACAGGAGAUCGAGGACAACUAAGCCUCCCCCCCCCCACUCGUCCCUCUACUCACACUACCCCAGUCCCGUCUCCCGCGAACCGCGUCGCGUGAUGACUGCAUUUUUUUGCUUCGAUAGUAUUUUUACCGAGUACUUUUUUACAAUAUUUUUGAGAUUUAGUUCCCCACCCCCUGGGAGUACACAUUGAUGUUGCGAUGCAUGAAUAGCGGUUACAUUCCCGGUU
Cydia amplana is the source of this 1653-nucleotide messenger RNA. RefSeq names its product tubulin beta-1 chain. Lineage: Eukaryota; Metazoa; Arthropoda; Insecta; Lepidoptera; Tortricidae. The coding region runs from base 108 to 1451 and encodes 447 amino acids. The record is from RefSeq and is a predicted model, not a curated record. Gene Ontology annotation, cellular component: microtubule; cytoplasm. The transcript has 2 exons. Gene Ontology annotation, molecular function: GTPase activity; GTP binding; structural constituent of cytoskeleton. Gene Ontology annotation, biological process: mitotic cell cycle; microtubule cytoskeleton organization.